GGGGGCAUUGAUAUUAUAGAGCCACUGUUUUUUCAUACCGGUUUGCUUAAAUCAAUAAUUACAUUCAUAAUUCGAUUUUUACUUACAUAACCAACUUCGAACAUUGAUACCAUAAACCGAAGAUAGAAUAUUAAUGAAAAAGAUCAUAUAAACAGCUCUUCAUUUACCUGUCGAUUAGGCUGCAUUCGUCUCCGCGGAGGAGACAGAGACAGCGGGGAUUGCACGGCGGAUGCUGCGAGAGCGAGCAGUCGAGUAGGCUACCAAGACACCUUACCACGAUGGAUGGAGUGACUUUUCUCUCCUUUCUUCUCCUGUGCUUGACCUCCGUUACCCACGGUAACAAAGCCAAUAAGCACAAGCCGUGGAUCGAGACGGAAUACCAGGGGAUCGUGAUGGAGAACGAUAACACGGUGCUGCUGAACCCGCCUCUCUUCGCCGUGGACAAGGACGCGCCUCUGCACUACGCAGGUGAGAUUUGUGGCUUCAAGGUUCACAGUGGGACCUCGGGCUCCGGUGCAGCUAAGUUUGAGGCGGUGGUUCUGGACCGGUCGACAGGGGAGGGACUGGUCCGCUCUAAGGAACCUCUGGACUGUGAGAACCAGCGAGAGCACAGCUUCACUAUCCAAGCCUAUGACUGCGGAGAGGGCCCUGAUGGGUCCAACAGCAAAAAAUCACACAAGGCCACAGUACACGUGCGCGUGAACGACGUGAACGAGUUCUCCCCUGUGUUUGUGGAGCGUCGGUACGAGGCGUCCGUGCCCGAGGGCCGCCUCUUCGACCGCAUCGUGAGGGUGGAGGCGCUGGACGCCGACUGCUCCCCGCAGUACAGCCAGAUCUGUUUCUAUGACAUCAUCACUCCGGACGUGCCCUUCGCCAUCGACAACGACGGGAACAUAAAGAACACGGAGCCCUUGGACUCAAAGCGUCAGAGGGUGCACACAUUUUGGGUGACCGCGUUCGACUGCGGCAAGAACCGCGCCCAGGCCGACGCCCAGGUCAUCGUGACCGUCAAACCGUCCUGCAAGCCCGGCUGGAUCGGGUGGUCCAAGCGUGUGGAGUACAUCCCAGGGUCCGGCAGUAUCCCCCUCUUCCCCAGCCUUCACCUGGAGACGUGCGAGGAGACGGUCUGGAACAUUCAGGCCACCAUCGAGCUGCAGACGGGCCACAUCGGGAAGGGCUGCGACAGGGACAGUUACUCUGAUAGGUCGGUCCGCAGGCUGUGUGGUGCGUUAAGGGGGGAAGCCGACUUGCUCCCUCCCCCUUCACCAGCAGCCAAUUGGACAGCAGCCCUCCCCACCCUCCCUUCCUCCGAUUCGUCGCUAAUCUUCUCCUUCAAUGGCACGAACCACGUUGCCGUUGUGCCAGAUUCGGUGGCCGCCACGGUGUCCGGUGACCACUUUACCCUCCAGUUAUGGAUGCGAAGAGGUGGAGCCAAUGCGCAUGCACCAACCAAUCAGGCGAGAGGGAGCCACAGGGAGGAGGAGACCAUCAUCUGCAGCACUGUCAGGAAUGAUGAUUCAUUCUCUCACUACUCCCUGUCAGUGCAUGGUUGCCGCUUGUCUCUGUUCUAUUGGCCUGAUGUCACUGCUGCCCGUCCCAUCAAGUUCCUCUGGAAACUGGAACAGGUGUGUGACAGCGAGUGGCAUCACCUCUCCUUGAGUGUCCAGUUCCCCUCCGUCACUCUCUACGUCGAUGGUGUGACCUUCGACCCUGCCCUCAUCCAUGACAACGGCGUGAUCCCCAACCCUGCCCCUCAUCAGCGUGUGGUCAUUGGAGCAUGCUGGGAAGAGAAACCAAAGGAUAUUGUGAACAACACUAUUCCUGAGAGCAAAGACACAGCGAAGUUUGUGGGAGGUUACCGGGGGCUGUUGUCAGGGGUGACCGUGCGCCCAGGCAGUGUGGAGCCCCACAGUGUGGUGGAGUGCCUGUACGCCUGCAGAGAGGGGCUGGACUUUGGUGACCUGGAAACGCUGGGAUCAGGGAUGAAAGUGCACGUAAACCCAAGCCAGUCUACGCUGGUUUUGGAAGGGGAUGAUAUCGAGAGCUUCAACCGCGCAGUGCAGCAGGUGACCUACAGGAACUCCCUCCGUUUUGCCACCCCUGGGGUCCGUCCUCUCAGGCUCUCCACCUCGCUCAGGUGUUUCAGCGAGGAGAGCUGUCUGUCUCUCAAGCAGCUCGAGGGGUACCUUGUGGUCCUUAAGCCCGACGCUCCCCAGAUCUCCCUGUCCGGGGUGGGACCCCACCUGGCCAGGCCGGCCCCUGAGUUUGAGGGGCCCCGCGGGAUCCCCCUGUUCCCUGAGCUGAGGAUAACCUGCUCACUGUCCCACACUGUCAACACCGCAGCGCAGGACAUGGAGGGAGGGGCUCUCAUGUCCGAUGCCGUGGCCCACACUCUGGAUGGCUGUGAGGUCCAGCCCCUGGGGGAGGAGUUAAACCCAGAGAGGGAGGAGCUUAUGGUGGACAUGGAGUCACUUAGAGAGAGAGGGCUGGACAUCAUCAACACGACGGCUUACAUUGCAAUCACAGGAGCCGAGUCCAUCUCGGUGUACGAAGACGUCCUGCGCUCCAUUCGAUACCGCCUGGCCAAGGACUCCGCCCGCUUCGAGAGGCGUUUCCGUCUGUCCUGCUCAGAGAUGAAUGGCCGAUACACGAGCAACGAGCUCACUUUGGAGGUGAAUUUCCUGCACUCCUUGGACAGUCUGUACCAUCCUUCACACCUCCUGGCCUCAGAGCAGCAGUUCCUCCACCCGUCCCACCACUCUGGAGAGCUGAGCGGACACGCGCUCCCCAGCUCCCAGCACAGCUCUGUUGUGCCAGGAGCAGCCACGGUUAUCAUUAUGGUCUGCGUGGGGUUCUUGGCUGUCAUGGUGAUCCUGGGCGUGUUCAGAAUCCGUUCCAUCCAUCGCCGCGGAGACGGGGUCAGGGGCGGUGAGAAGGAAGGUGGCGGCCAAUGGGACGACUCUGCGCUCACCAUCAUCGUUAACCCCAUGGAGACGUAUGAGUCGAGGAUGGGCGUGGCCACAGAUAUGGAGGGCGAAGACGAGGAAGAUGAGGAAGGGGUGGAGUCACCUGGCGAUGCCAGCGAUGAUCAGCAAAUCAUCAUCAAGAAGGAAGGGAGAGACUCUGCCCCCCGGCGUUACUAAGUCAAUCACAGCCUAGUCACUACACACAACCACCGCAGCACAGAGUAUACACUCAAACACGUACCACACGCAAGUAUACCACAGCAAAGACAACCAUAGAGUGUACAUUCGUAAGGACUAUGCAUGACGUGCACAAUGCUACUCAAAAUCAAUGUCAUCAUAUGCACAACCAGUGCUAACAGCUCAGCACUUGCUGCUCAAAACAUACUGAAUACCACACAGUUAGCCUACACUACACAUUAUUUAUCACUCAGUUCUUGACCACGGGAAAUAUACCUACAGAAAUGUCUGAGGCAAAAACCAAAUACACAACAUACUUACGUUGGGAGAAUUUCGAUUUUCUUUUUACAAGCCUUACCUGCCUAUUAUUUUCUUUCUAGUGUUUCCUGAAUUAUUGCUAUCUGUUUACAGUUCCUUUUUUCACGAAACGACUCGGGAAUCAUCUCUCAUGAAUAAUCGGACAUCGAACUGUCACUAAAAUGUUUCGAAAAAGUUCCUUCUAUUGCAUGUCUGACGGCAUUCCUAAAGGAAUCGGUUCAUGUUUGUUUGGGAUAUUCGAAGUUGAGUUGAGGAAAUAAAUGUUGAAAUCCUCAAAAGCAAAAACAUUUACGCAAAACAAUAAUAUGAAAAAAUAAGUAUUACACGAUAAAAUACAAAAGCAAAGAUAUUAACUACAACACACAAAUAGUUUAACACUGAUGCACAAUUUACACAUCCCUUUGCCACAAGAUACAGCACACGAGUAAUAGUAAUAAGGUGUGACACGUUGAUGUGGUUGUUGUAGAUGGUACAACACAAGCUAUGUUUGAAACACUUCACGUACACGGUCCUCACAGCUGAACAGUUCCACUGCACUGACUGUCUGCUACCCUCAUCACUACCCCCACUGUAUCCUGAAUGUCAGCUCAGCUUGGGCACUUUUGAUUGUACUGAAAUUUUGUAAAUACUAUUAUUAUUAUUACAGUAUUAUUACUAUUAUUUUGAUGAGCUGCAGUUCUCCCACUGUGCCUAUGUAGACAGAGGUGGCGCUCUCUCUCUCUCUCUCUCUCUCUCUCUCUCUCUCUCUCUCUUUCUUUCUCCCAUAACAGGGGAGAGAAAUAUUCAGUCUUAACACCGAUUCUUCCUUUUUCCCUCAUUUGAACUCUCACCUGUGCUGUUGGUUAUGGCAACGACAAUAAUAGUAGUAAUAGUUAUGAAUACGGCAAGCUUGCUUAGUGUCAGUUAAUUUGUAUGUAAGCAUUUGGACUUCUGUGAACUGAAAGGCACAUUGUUGUGAUAUAAUAGUGUCUCUACCUUGCUCCUUUGUUUCCCUCUUCCACGGCUUCUUAAUCCCCGACAUUUUCAGCCGGUCUUUCCCCUUCCCUCUUUCACCCGUUCUUCUCUCUGUUCACACUUUCCAAUGUUUUGCACCCUUUGUGUUUUGUCCAUGUAAUUAAAUGCUCCUUCUUCCUACAGCUUCCUUUCACCUCUUCCUGUUUACCUAGGUGUCUGUCUGUGUGUUAUUGUGUACAGUGAUGACUUGUCACUAAAUUAAGCCUGUGUUUUUUCAAUGUAAUAUGAAACUGAACAGUUGCAUUAAUAAUGUAUUAAUAUGACUAUGAUAAUUAUAUAGUACCCAUAAAAAACUCAUUAUACAAUGAUUGUGAAAAAUUAUUAUAUUGACCCAUUGUACUGAUAUAAAAUUCAUAAUAAAAACAUUUGAAUGAUGUGUAUAUGCUGUUUGUUUGUAUAUUGCCAUACACAAGCUGAUGGUAUCAUGUUACAAUUAAAUAAUCUAAUAAACUAUGGUGAACUGUU
Conger conger (European conger) is the source of this 4940-nucleotide messenger RNA. RefSeq names its product calsyntenin-3. Lineage: Eukaryota; Metazoa; Chordata; Actinopteri; Anguilliformes; Congridae. Bases 279 to 3143 code for a protein of 954 amino acids. Gene Ontology annotation, molecular function: kinesin binding; calcium ion binding; amyloid-beta binding. The record is from RefSeq and is a predicted model, not a curated record. The transcript is spliced from 19 exons. Gene Ontology annotation, biological process: positive regulation of synaptic transmission; positive regulation of synapse assembly; homophilic cell-cell adhesion. Gene Ontology annotation, cellular component: postsynaptic membrane; cell surface.